Messenger RNA from Gambusia affinis (western mosquitofish), 1987 nucleotides. RefSeq names its product purinergic receptor P2X, ligand-gated ion channel, 5 (gene p2rx5). Gene Ontology annotation, molecular function: purinergic nucleotide receptor activity; extracellularly ATP-gated monoatomic cation channel activity. Gene Ontology annotation, biological process: monoatomic cation transmembrane transport; response to ATP. The coding region runs from base 223 to 1608 and encodes 461 amino acids. The record is from RefSeq and is a predicted model, not a curated record. Gene Ontology annotation, cellular component: plasma membrane; nuclear inner membrane. Lineage: Eukaryota; Metazoa; Chordata; Actinopteri; Cyprinodontiformes; Poeciliidae. The transcript has 12 exons.
UUUUUUUUUUUUUUUUUUUUUUUUUGCUGAACUUGUAAAACUAUUGCUGAAUGAAAGGAAUUUCUCAGGACCUCACAGUGACUUCUGGGAUGCGAGCAGCAGCGUUUCUCAGCCCCUGUCUAUCUAUCGUAUGACAAGUGACCCAGCUGCACCGUAUCAGCGGGGAUAGAGAGAGGCUGCGACCUGCUGCUGUCUCAUUUUGGUUUCGGCGAGGCGCGACAGAUGGCGGGCUGCGGGGGCUUCUUCUUCUCUCUCCUCAACUACAAGACGGAGAAAUAUGUCAUUGCCGAAAACAGGAAAAUCGGGAUUUUGUUUCGGCUCUAUCAGCUGGCGGUGCUCGGAUACAUAAUCGGAUGGGUGUUUGUGAUGAAGAAAGGGUACCAAGAGAGGGAGGAGGCAAUCCAGACUUCAGUCAUCACCAAGCUUAAAGGCGUGUCUCUGACCAACACCUCAGAGACAGGACCGUACCUGUGGAGCGCAGAGGAUUACGUUAUACCUCCCAAUGGUGAGCAGGUGUUUUUUGUUGUAACGAAUUACAUAGAGACCCCGAAUCAGAGGCUGGGCUUCUGUGCUGAGAGUUUUAAGGUACCAGAUGGACGAUGUCAAAGCGACGACGACUGCCCUGAAGGGGAAAUUGUGGCAGGUGGACAUGGAAUAAAGACGGGCUUGUGUUUGAACAGCACAGGGACCUGUGAGAUUCACGCUUGGUGUCCCAUCGAAUACAGCCAGAAGCCAACAGAGCCAUUACUGAGCGAAGCAGAAAACUUCACCCUCUACAUCAAGAACUUCAUCCGGUUCCCCAAGUUUGAAUUCUCAAAGUCAAAUGUCCUUGAAACAUCUGAUGAGGGCUACCUAAAGGGAUGCUUCCAUGACACAGAGAACCAUCCCUACUGCCCCAUCUUCCGCCUCAGAGAUCUGGUCAGCAGAACCGGACAUGACUUCCAGGAGAUGGCUGUUCAGGGCGGCUCCAUCGGGAUUCUCAUCGAGUGGAACUGCGACCUGGAUAAGGACUCGUCCGAGUGUAAUCCACAGUACAGCUUCACCCGUUUGGACAUGAACUUAAACAACUCUAUUACAUCAGGAUACAACUUCAGACAUGCGAGAUAUUACAAAGAUCAAAAUGGUGAAACUUUUCGCACACUGUACAAAGUGUAUGGGAUUCGAUUUGACAUCAUGAUCAAUGGGAAGGCUGGGAAAUUCAACAUCGUUCCUACAAUAAUUGCGAUUGGCUCAGGUGUUGCCCUGAUGGGUAUCGGCGCCUUUGUAUGUGAUAUGAUACUUCUCUACCUGAUGAACACAAGCUCCUUCUACCGAGAGAGAAAAUUUGAAAUAAUCAACUUUAAAAAAGAGAAAAAUAAACAGAAGGACGAUAAAGCAAGCAGCCGGGAUAGGAGAUCCAGAAAAGCCGGCGUGGAUAAAGAUGCAGCCAACUCUAUCAGAAAACCGGAGGAAACUGAACUAACGGUGGAGACGUCUGCUCCUGAGGAGAGCCACGCGGAGAAACGGGGUCCCACCGUUCCACGCAACACGGGGCAGCGAUACUCGGCCGUCCAGUCCAAACAAGGCGCGGCGCCAAAGCAUCACAUCAGUUUCUCUUCGCACAACUAGCAUGGGGGGGCAACUGAAGACUACUGGACUGCAGACGUCUCUUUAACGCUGCGGAAGGUGGAUCCCAGUGUGAGACUGACGUCUGCCGAUGGCCCGGUCCCUGACUGAUGAUGUGUUGGAGGAGGGAAAUCUCAAAUGUUUUGCAGCAUGCACAAGGGACCAGGCAGUCAUAGGAGGAGGGUGAUCGUUAUGUUCAAUGAGUUAAACUAAAACUUUGUCAGAGUGGAAUGUUUAUCAAGACUUAGGCACUGACAAGAAUCGCUGAACACGCAGAUGUGGGGCAGACUAGUGAGGGCCGAGGGUUUGAAAAUGACUGCGUGAAUGGAGAUGGUACCAGAGGGCAGGAGUGGUGACAUUAAAGGACCCGUUUGUAAAGUUG